Molecule: messenger RNA, 8127 nt
Organism: Stegastes partitus (bicolor damselfish)
Lineage: Eukaryota; Metazoa; Chordata; Actinopteri; Pomacentridae
Product: serine/threonine-protein kinase WNK1-like
Exons: 28
Coding region: 723-6599 (1958 amino acids)
Biological process (GO): protein phosphorylation
Molecular function (GO): protein serine/threonine kinase activity; ATP binding
Source: RefSeq, a predicted model, not a curated record
UGUAAACUGGACCACGGGGCGGACUAUAUUCUAAAAAAGACAUGACGCGGAAAUUAGUCAUCGAUGGUUAUCGUUUCCCUGUUUAAGGAUUAGCCAACGACAGCUAACUAGCUGAGUGCUAGCCGUGCUCGUUAGCAAGCUAACAAAGAGCCGUUUGCUCCUCCUUGCUUUGUAACGCGUUGGGUUCGAUGUUGCCUUUUCAGAUGGCUGUAGUGUCACUUUUACGGCUGAUGAAGAAAUGGUGAACCUGGACUGGAGAAUAUUCAGACUGUCUGCCCAUCCUGCCUUUGCCUACACUAGGGCGUUUGGUGCCUGUGCCUGUUGCAGGCUGUGCGUGUUUGUUCCUCACCAGUGAUUCCUUAUGCUUCAUAGAAGCUGCACCCUGUGUCUUACAGAAUGGAUGGUGUGGACUUAAAGAGACUUGUGUAUCAGCAUCAGCACUCUGCGUUCUGCUGCGGUGUUCAGUCUUUUUCCACUUAUAAGAGAACACCUCCCAUCUUACACCUCCAGUCCCUGCAACAUAUAUAUAAAGGUUGUCUUUAAGCAAUAAAAGAGCGACAGCUGGAGAUAGACGUCGUAAGACUUUCUAUCUUUCUUUUCCUUUUCUUUUUCUUAAAGCACAGAUAGAUACCACUUACUUAAGCCUACAUGGCAGACAUGGAAGUAUCCUUAUUUUAAUUUUUCAGUUAUUGUACCCCCUUACUCUUUGUGUGGGUGGUGGGAUGUCGGAAAAGCCAGACGACAAAAUGGUGAAGUUCCUGGCUCCCCCUCAGAAAAGUGGAAAUGGCCCCAGUUCUGGUUCAGAUUCGAUGGUGGGUGAGUGCCGGCCAGUGGAAGUGAGGCGCCGGCAUCACACCAUGGAGCGUGAUCGAUGUAACCCUGAACACCGGUUUUUACGUCGUAGUGUCAUCAGUGAUUCCAAUGCUACGGCAUUGGCCCUCCCUUUACCCAGCAAGAUCCCCAUCCCUGCACCUCAGCGGGUUCAGCUACGGGAAGCUGCACCCCAGCGGCAAAAGGCUGCUGUUGCUCACCUACCGAAACCUGAAGCAAGUUUAGCUCAAAAUGAAGAGUCGGCUGACGGUGGAAGAGAAAAGCAAGAAGGAAAAGAUACAGAAAUAGCCAAGGUGGAUGUAGUGCCUUCAGAGCAGGGGCCUGCUAUUGUACAAGAUAGCUGUGAUGGAGAUGCGGUGGUAGCAGCCCACUCUGCACCAUGCUUAAGAACCGAAUUGCCAAGUCAAAUAGAAACCGAAAUCGCCACUGAGGUGAAGGUACAUCCAGGAGAAGAGGGGGACGAGGAGGACAAGGAUUCUGCCAAGGCGCGAGCAGAGGCAGAGCAAAGAGAAUUAGAGAAAAAAGCGCAGGAUGACAACGAAGAGGCAGAGACCAAAGCAGUGGGAACAUCACCCGAUGGACGUUUCCUGAAGUUUGAUAUAGAAAUUGGACGGGGCUCCUUCAAGACUGUCUACAAGGGCUUGGACACUGAGACCACAGUGGAAGUGGCUUGGUGUGAGUUGCAGGAUCGUAAGCUGUCAAAGGCAGAGCGGCAACGCUUUAAGGAGGAAGCCGGCAUGUUAAAGGGACUCCAGCAUCCCAACAUUGUUCGCUUUUAUGACUCCUGGGAGGGACCGUCCAAAGGCAGGAAGUGCAUUGUAUUGGUCACAGAACUCAUGACUUCUGGCACACUCAAAACAUAUCUGAAGCGUUUCAAGGUGAUGAAAAUUAAAGUGCUGAGGAGCUGGUGUAGACAAAUCCUCAAGGGACUCCACUUCCUUCAUACUCGGGCUCCUCCAAUCAUCCAUAGGGACCUUAAGUGUGACAACAUUUUCAUCACAGGCCCGACAGGAUCUGUCAAGAUUGGAGACCUGGGACUAGCUACGCUGAAGCGCGCAUCAUUUGCCAAGAGUGUUAUAGGUACCCCUGAGUUCAUGGCGCCUGAGAUGUAUGAGGAGAAGUACGACGAGUCAGUGGAUGUGUAUGCCUUUGGAAUGUGCAUGCUGGAGAUGGCCACCUCAGAGUACCCUUACUCAGAGUGCCAGAACGCUGCACAGAUCUACCGCAGAGUUACCAGCGGGGUGAAGCCAGGCAGCUUCGACAAGGUGGCCAUUCCUGAAGUGAAGGAGAUCAUCGAGGGAUGUAUUCGCCAAAACAAGGAUGAGAGGUACUCAAUCAAGGACCUUCUGAACCAUGCCUUCUUCCAGGAAGAUACAGGCGUGCGUGUGGAGCUGGCAGAAGAGGACGAUGGAGAGAUGCAGGCUAUUAAGUUGUGGCUGAGAAUUGAAGAUAUAAAAAAGCUAAAGGGGAAGUACAAAGACAAUGAAGCUAUUGAGUUUUCGUUUGACCUCAACAAAGAUGUCCCAGAGGAUGUGGCUCAGGAAAUGGUUGAGUCUGGUUAUGUGUAUGAAGGUGACCACAAGACCAUUGCAAAGGCCAUAAAGGACAGAGUGUCUCUAAUCAGUCGCAAGAGGGCUCAACGUCAGCAGGUCAGAGAAGAUCAAGAGAAGAGAAGGCUAGAGGAAGAACUACAGAACCAGUCACUGCCAGCACAACAACCAGGCCAACAGCCUAGCAUGGAGGUGUCUCAGUCACAGCCAGUGCCACAGCCUGCUUCUUAUGUCCCUCCACAGCCUACCCAACACAGCACACAGAUGCCUGCCCAACCAGCAUCUCAGCAGAGCCUUCAGGGCUCCAACUACAACACUCCACAACCACAACUCACUGGCAUGACGCAGGGGGCCCCUUAUGUCCCCCAGUCAAUAGGGCAAGUCCCAGUCCCACUUCAGGGUCCAAGUGGAGCUGCCAUCCAGCCAGAGUCAGAGGAGCCUGAGGCUGACCAACACCAACACCAACAGCUGCAGCACACUGGAGGAGUCAGUCACAUGGGAGAUAAACUACCUGGUUCCACCAUCCUUCCUGAGGCCCAGCCUCCUCAGCCUGGAGUAUCCUACAGCUCUCCUCCCAGUCAGCACCUCCAGCCCCAGGCAUCAUCCCUGCAGACACAAAAUGAUCAACCACAGCAGCAGCAGCUGUCAGUGGUUCAACCCCAGAUGCAGGGUGUCCAGCCUGAAGUUGUUCCUGUUGCACCCACCAACCAGUCUGUUCCAGGAGCACCUCCACAGUACGGAGUUUACUACCAACCAUCGCUCCCCCCUCAGAUUCCCUCCCAGCAAGUGAUCUUACCCCCGUCCUCUCAGUCGUCUCUCCCCCAGCAACAGCCAGAGAGCAGCAGUAUUCUUCAGAGCUCUGCUCUACCACAAGCACAGCCUGGAGCUCAGCAGCUACAGGCUCCUGUGAGUAUUCCUCAGUCAGCACCAGUGGAUCAGCCAGCAGGGUCCUCAGUACUAGCGCCACCUUCUGCCGACAGCUGCCUGUCGGAUGCAGCUUCAGGUCUCAGUGACGGUAAUGAUGGAAGUUCUACAUCAGGAGGUCGACAUGAGGGCCGCUCGCUGAAGCGUCACCAGCGGCGGUCCGUACGCAGCCGCUCCCGCCACGAGAAGACCACAAAGGCCAAACUGAAUGUUCUGAGUAUCUCUAAUGUGGGCGACAGAGUAGCCGAGUGCCAGCUGGAAACGCACAACAGGAAGAUGGUGACCUUCAGAUUUGACCUUGAUGGCGAUAACCCAGAAGAGAUCGCACAGAUCAUGGUUGAAAGUGAGUUCAUCCUGGAGAGUGAGAGAGAGUCCUUCAUCGAGCAGGUCCGUGAAGUCAUAGAAAUGGCUGAUGAGAAAGGAGAGGGCAUAAAGGAAGGCUUUCCCCAGAUGAGUGAUCAACAACAGCCCGAGCUGUCUGUCCCCAUGCUGCCAGGUAUUUCUCCCAGCACUACGGCUCAAGUGGUGCAUUCAGCAGGACGAAGGUUCAUAGUCAGUCCAGUGCCAGAGUCUCGUCUUAAAGAACAGUUCUUUGGAGGUUCCUCUGCUAAUACCUCCUUUGGAGAUGAACCUGCUACAGCUCCCCAGAUGACAUUGGGCCUUUCUCUCUCUGCUCCAUCUGGGAUUCUCCAGCAAGCUUUCAGUAAAAUGAAGCAGACUCAUGUAGAGAGAGGCAACACCAUUGAUCUCCCUACUGCUGAGCUGGAACCAGGCACUGUCCCGCCCACUGAGGCUGGCCCAAACUCUAACAAUAGCCUGACUCCUCCAGAAACUGUAGCGUCCACCACUAGCACGACUUUUCCUAGUGGGUCUCUCACAUCUACUGCAGCAUCCUCACCUCCUUCCUCGGCGGGGAGAGUUUCCCCUCCACCUUCAUCUCUUCAGUCCAAGUCCGUCACCAGUGAUCCCAGUCCACCACCCCAGACUUCCCAUGAAACAGCCCCCUCACAGCUUCCAGCAGCUGCUAGCAUCCCUCCCUCAUCGUCCAACAUUUCUCCUCCAUCAACGCAGACGUCCGUCCCUGCAGCACCUGGGCCUCAGCUGAGCAGUAGUUCUGUUUCUGGUGGUACGUCCAGUAGUGCUGGAACUGUCUCCACUUCAGAGCAGCAGCCGUUUAAUAGCGGUGUUACGUCCUCUCAGCCUAUGAAUUCAUCCAACCAUGCGCAACAGCACACGACCUCCCAACCCAUUUCUGCUCAGCCCGCACCUCCCAGUCAGAGCCAGGUCCAGCCACAGCCAGUGGAGGCAGAGGGGGCCGAGCUCCAGACCAAGAACGCUGGCAGAGAUGACAUCCAAGCUCUAGAUAAGAAGCUACGGUCCCUCUUCAAAGAUCAGAGCUCUGCCUCCUCAGCAUCAGCGGAUCCCAGUCAGAACACGGGGACCUCCUCUCCUCCUGCUGGGACUUCUUCCCCUCCACCUGGAUCCGCCAUAGUGCCACCAUCUAACCUUCCUCUCACCUCUGGGGCACCGAGUGUCCUGGGCCCCACAACCACCCCAGGACAGGGAGUCACCCCGGCAGGACACGCCCAGACCCCUCCAACUAAGCCCAGGGCACAAACUUUACCUACUGGUUUUGACCAAGCUGCUACACCCCCUUCUGACCUUGUGCCCCCUUUUCCUGGACCAAACCAGUCACAGCAACCUCUGGGUAAUUUGGACGCCCAGUUGAGGAGAGCUCUGAGUCCAGAGACUGUUCAAGGAGGUAGCACAGCCCAGCCUCCAGCAGCAGGUUUCACUCUCGGACGUUUCCAAGUGUCUGUUGCCACUGAUGGUGCGUCCAGCAGUGUGCCAGAUCCCUCCAGUGUCGUUUCCUCUUCUUCUCUUACGCCGUCCUCGACUUCCUCUUCGUCAUCUUCUUCGUCAUCGUCCUCUUCCCCCUCGAGUCCAGAAAAUACCCUCCACCGAUCAUCCACUCUGUCCAAAGGAGUCUGUCAAACUGAUUCUAUAAAUGGAGCCUCAUCUCAUUCGGUCGGUCCUGCCAGUCAGUCCACCACUAUUGGGCGCUUCCAAGUUUCCGCGAGCAACAACGCCACAUCUCAGCCAGACGCUGGCGCUAAAGUGGGCCGAUUUUCCGUCACAGUGACCCCUGCUCCAGCAGCAAGCCCCAGUCUGUCACACGGCUCCAGUAUCCAGAACGGACCCUCGUCCUCGACCUCUGACCCCCAGAACACACAUGCCCAUUAUAGUAGUGACAAUGACGAUGACUCAGAGAAGGAGGAUGAAGCCUUGCAGAAAGAAAUCAGCCGUCUGAGAGAAAAACACAUGAUGGAGAUUCAGGCUUUGCAGACACGUCAGAAAGAGGAGAUCGAGGCCCUGUUCACGCGGAUGGGAAAACCUCCUCCCCCUUCUGUCCUCUCCCCUGCUGUUGCCAUGGCUGGAGGUCGACGUAGGCUCAAAAGCAAAGGCCACAAAUCUGCUCGCAAUAGUGGACAGCCCAGCCCCAUACACUCAGCCUCGCCUCAGAGUCAUGGUUCAGAGUCCCCUCCUAAACAAAGCUCACACUCAGCAACAGAGGCCUCAGAAACUGCAGCAGAGGCAUUUCAAGCAGCAGGCAGGUCGUCCAUACCGCAGCUCACAUCCUCUCCAUCCAUGCCGAGCCUCAGUACUUGCUCCACAGGAUCAAGUGGGACCAGCUCCACAAAUGGUUCAGGCCACUGCCAGAGCCACUCUACUUCGCUUUCCCAGGCCUCUGGACUCACUGCUCCUGCCUCUCACACCCAGAAGGGCAAGGGCACCUUUACUGAUGACCUGCACAAGCUGGUGGAUAACUGGGCCAGAGAUGCCAUCAGCCUCUCCCAGUGCAAGAGAGGUCCUAAAACUGGAGCACAGGCAGCCCUAGGACAUGAUAUUAUCCCUCCGGCCAACAUGGGACGUAAAUUUUCCGCUCCAGGCUACCUCUGCCCGACACUUCCCACGCCCUCCAACUCCACGUCCACCACCGGCACUCACCUCCCCAACCCAGCCAAUCCCUCCGUCUCCCUGGGGCCCCGUAAAGGCUCUCUGGGCCCAGUUGCCCAGAGUUUCGGAUACGCCUCAGCCCCGUACAGUGCUCCCCAGUGGGCAGGACCCACAGGCACAUGCCAGGUCAGCAUGCUUAACCCGGCACAGCCGCUGACUCAGUACCAGCCGCCUACGACAGCCUCUGCACCCCUGCACCAAGGCUACCACAUGGGAACUACAUCAGCCCCCCAGAAAUCAGUCAGCCCCGGAGGGUCCAACUUGAGGCCCACGUAGCCCAGUCUGAGCCCCGGUCCAGGCUGAGAUGGAGGGCCACACAGGGCAGAGAGGUCGUUGAUCGACAACCACGACCCCUCUUUGCAGUUUUGCUGGUUAGCUGGCUUGGUAUUGUGCAUUUUAUUUCAACUUUUAAUAUUAUGUGUUAUUUCUGUAAUACAGUUGACCUGUGUGGUUCAAGUCCUCUGGGGCAGAACGGAAAUCUGCCUGGCAAUUGGAGGGAGAGUGCAAUACACAUCCACAGCACAAAAAGUCUCACACUUAGCCUGCCAUUAGCUGUGGAAACGAGCUGUGACGAGUCGGUUGGUUGUGUCGACCCAAAGGCAGAACCAACAGCAGCCAAAGAUGUCUUUCGAGUGCAGACGUUGCAAUAUCGUCAUUCCUUUGAAGGGGGGAGAGUUAGGGAGGGACUGUGGUUCAAAAUUCUUACUGGUCUGGACUUUAAGCCAAGCUGGGACUGAAGACAGUUGAAGUAAUACACCGCAGACAUGCAUGCACACACACACACACACACACACUGACUAAACAUUAACCAGCUUGAGUGACUUGGGAUGGGAGGUUAGGUCGAGUGGUCUCAGUGAGCGAGGGGAGAAUGUGAGUGUACAGGAAGUGACACAGAAGAGUGGGACGUUGGUUUGUCCUACAUGGAGCAGUGACUGGUCGAGUUAGCGGAAGAAAGACUUUGUAAGUUAGGCAGGAGAAUGGGUAGGGUUGCAGUAUGAAUACAUCCCUGUGGCAAUAAUGGUAAAGUAGAUAAACAGUCCCUUGUAACUGUGGCCUUAAUCCCCAAACACAUUUAAAACAUUGGCUCUGUACAUAGAAUUUUCUUCACUGGGUUAUGAUUCUACAUUUAACAUAUUUAUGUCUCCGUGAGAGUCUGGUGUCAUUGUGAUUUGAGUUGUCUAUCAUACAGAUUAUUAUUAUUACUGAUUUAUUCUUCACAUCUGACAUGUAAGCCAGUGGAUCUGCCACACGAAGAAACUGGUGUUGACCGCCAUUCAGAGUUUGGAACUGGUGAGGUGAUGCUGCUGUAGAUCACGAGCUGAGUAGAGGGUGUUUGCAGGGUGAUAAGUUGUUUGUCUAUUUUUGUUUUUGGUUUUAGUGUUUUUCUCCCAAAUGGACACAUGAAACCACUUCACUUUGUGCUGAACUGUGACAUGUGGACAGUUCGCAAUCUGCUUCUCAUAUCAUCUUGAAAAUUGAGCAGUUUUUAUUUUUUAGCAUAGUAUUUGAGGAAGAUUUCAGACUCUGUGGAGAGCGUCCCACUUCUCCCAGUCGUUUACACCGAUGAACAGGUUGUCAGUGAAGUCCUGUCGCAUCAAAAAUAUUUCUACCCAUAACAUUUAUCUGUGACCUCUCAAAUCACAAGUGUCUGGGGUUCUCUCCUUCUGUGGUCUGUUUUUGUAUGCGUAUAUUUAAUAAAACAAACAACAAUGUUCUUUAUGGACCUGUAUUCAGCCAUCAGAUUUUGAUGUUGUUUCACUGUAAUUACUAUUAAAGGUUGUUAAACAACAUGUAGUUAAAGGAA